Molecule: messenger RNA, 1367 nt
Organism: Amphibalanus amphitrite
Lineage: Eukaryota; Metazoa; Arthropoda; Thecostraca; Balanomorpha; Balanidae
Product: trypsin-3-like
Exons: 8
Coding region: 109-1209 (366 amino acids)
Biological process (GO): proteolysis
Molecular function (GO): serine-type endopeptidase activity
Source: RefSeq, a predicted model, not a curated record
UUGUCGGCUGUAGCGGGGCCAGCGGUCAACAGGCGCCUCUCGCACUGUCAGAGCUGGGAAUACAGUGCACACGUGCUGUAUACAGUGCGCACAGAGACGGGUUCCGUUAUGGGCAGCGGUAACCUCCACUGGCCGGUGGUGCUGCUCGGUGUGGCUGUGGGUUUUCUGGUGGCACCGCGCACGCUCUCUGCUGCCGGACUCGACCGUUUCGUCCAAGGUACAUCGAUCAAAGCUUCUGUCUUUUCCAAUGACGACGACCCGGCCCCGUCUCGAGGGGGACGGCUGACGGCGGCCGGGGACCAUCCGUUCGGCGGCCGGCAGACGCAGGCCAUUUUCGGGGGUCGUCCGGCCACCUACGACCCGGACGUGCCUUACGGCCAACGCCAGCGCUCCAAGUGGCCCUGGAUGGCCAUGCUGCGAGCCCGUACGAAAGCCGUCUUCAGAGUGCACGUCUGCGGCGGCUCGGUGGUCGACUCCCGACACAUUCUAACGGCAGCCCACUGUAUGGAUGAAAGCCGCAUCAAACGGGACUCCCUUCGGGUCCGACUGGGGGAGUAUGAUUCAUCCACCUUCAUCGAAGGAAACCACACAGAAUAUGACGUCGAGCGCAUUAUAUUGCACCCUAACUAUGAAGCAGGUGUGCUGAACUACGACAUCGCGCUGCUGCGUCUCAGCCGGGAGAUCGCCUUCUCUUCGUCGGUGUGCACCAUUCCGCUGCCGGACGGUCCCAGUGGAGACCUGGCCGGAAAGACGGUCACCGUCGCCGGCUGGGGCAUCACUGAGCGGACCCUCAGCUACCAGCUCUCGAACAGCGUGCUGAGCGAGCUCAACAUGACGGCAGUCAGUGCCAGCGACUGCCGCGAUAAGAUCCAGCUGGCUCUGGCUGGUGGAGAUGUGCCCACACAGUCACAGAUAGAGUUGGACAUUUUCAGCGGCGGCUUCAGGAAAGACGACCAUCUCUGCGCCGUUCCCAAGGAAAAUGGCCAGGGCAUCUGCUUCGGCGACUCUGGGAGCCCGCUGCUCGAGUUUGGUCAGUUCCGGGUGGUCGGCGUCGUCUCGAGCGCCUUCGGUGACUGCGGCUACCCGUGGGUGCCGGAGCUGUACACCAGGGUCAGCGCCUUCCUGGACUGGAUCAGGAACGCCACGGCCAUACCGGGCCAGGAGACAAAGACGCACCACUGCCAGAACCCCUUCGUCGCGGCCGACUAAUGCAGACACACCGGGAACUGACACGGGUACCAGAUAUGGCCGAUCUGGCGCCAAAGCUCUCAACGCCCAUUCCAAGAGCACCAUGCUUGUUCUGAAAUGUACGGUCAGUUUAUGCACUGGGUUAUGGACGAAAAUAAAGAGCAACUGCGUAUAUCCAC